CCAGGUUCCAGCUGGCUCCCUCAUCAAUAAUCGAUUGACGUCGCGCUCGACGGUCUCAACGAUGGCAAGAACGGUUGUCAAUCGAGGAGAUGCGAUGAUGAACCUUCGCCAACAUGGUGGCCCUUAUUCGAUGUGUCAAGCUUUUCUCAGCAGCGAGGAACUUGACAUGCAGUUCAUGUUUUCACUUGGUGAAUACACGAAGGGCUUCGUAUCUGUCGUUCUUGGGCGCGGCAUUCCUCUCUGUGCAGUCAAUUCGGAAAGGAUAUCAAUGCCAACUCUUUACCGCUCGGCUAUACGACCCCAGCUCAACAUACAAGCUGUAGAAGGCUAAAAAAAGCCUAACGAUCACGAACUCCCUAAUUCGCUGGUUACACUCUGCUGGGAAAGUUGAAGCGAGUCGUGGGUGAUACUACUACCUCCGCCGAUUAACGUUUAAGUGCAUCUUCCCUGGGCAUGGAAAAACCCGAUGCACGAGCUCUCUACGAUUCUCCUCUGAUAUCAAUCAGACUACUUCGAUGGACGAUAGAUAGAUUUCUCAGCAUUUGGAAAUGGAACGGCAUCUUAAUCUUCAAAUGAUAGACUUGGCCCCGCC
Marasmius oreades (fairy-ring Marasmius) is the source of this 592-nucleotide messenger RNA. RefSeq lists its product as uncharacterized. Bases 62 to 331 code for a protein of 89 amino acids. The record is from RefSeq and is a predicted model, not a curated record. Lineage: Eukaryota; Fungi; Basidiomycota; Agaricomycetes; Agaricales; Marasmiaceae. The transcript is spliced from 3 exons.